AUGAACGGGGGUCGCGUGCUCAGGCUGGCGGCGUGGCAGGCGCGCGCCUACCUGCGCCAGCUGUGCGCGGCCGUGUGCUACCUGCAGGCGCGCGCCAUCGUGCACAAGGACAUCAAGCCCGCCAACCUGCUGCUCGCGCCCGACGGCCGCCUCACGCUGGCCGACUUCGGCGUCGCCGAGGCGCUGCCGCUCUUCUCGCAGGGCGACACCUGCACGCGCAGCGAGGGCUCGCCCGCCUUCCAGCCGCCAGAGGUGGCGAACUGCGAGCCGUCGUUCUCAGGCUUCAAGCUGGACGUGUGGAGCUGCGGCGUGACGCUGUACUGCAUGCUGCUGGGCGUCCACCCCUUCCUGGAGGGUUGCACCAGUGUCUACCAGCUGCAGACGCGCAUCGCCCACUACCAGGUGACGUUCCCGAGCAGCCUGGAGGCGGUGUCGGAGGAGGUGCUGCGCGGGCUGAUGGCGCGCCUGCCGGCGGAGCGCUGGUCGGCCGACCGGCUGUCGCAGCACGCGUGGCUGGUGCGCGCCGCGCCCCCGCCGCCGCUGCCCCUGCGUGGGCGCGUGGGCGCCGCCCUGGCCUUGCGUGCCGCAGUGCCCACGUUCGACUACCGGCGCGGCCCCUGCCGCACCAGGGUGGCGCGUCGCCCGGCCCGGCCCGGCCCACGACUGCUCUCCUCUCGCUGUGCUGAAGCGACCAGCGAAGACAGCCAGGGCCAGAAGGAGCGUGAUGCAGCCAGCACUGAGGACAGUGGCGGCCACGGCGACGGCGACGCCGACCGAGAAGGCGACGCAGACAGUGACGUCACGAGCGCGAGCGCAGACAGCCAGCCGGACGUGAUGUCCGCCACGGCGGCGUCGGUGGGCGUGGGCGUGGGGGUGGGGGUGGCAGUGGGGCCCAAGGCGUCGGCCGGGCCUGCGCCCGCCCCCGCCACCACCGCCUGCCUCUAUUCCUACCUGCAGCAGCCCUCGCACCACCACUCGCAGGUGGCGCCGGCGCCCCCGGUGCGGGACGCGAGCAGCCUGAAGGGCGUGCGCGUGGGCGCGGGCCACGAGAAGUUCCCGUCGUGGCCGGGGUCCGCGGAGCGAGACCAGCCGCAGGGCGUGCGGCCGGCGCCGGGCGGCGGCUCGCACCGCUCCAAGUCGUGGACCGACCACACCAACUACCCCAAGGAGAAGGCCGUGCCAUACUCCCGGCCCUACAUGAAGCGGCCCAGCCCCGCCUUCACGCAGCAGCUGAAGACGGUGAUGGAGCGCUGCGAGAAGAUCCCGCCCGAGACGUUCCUGCCGCGCGUGGAGCGCGACCGCGACCGUGAACCGGACUGCGACUACAACGCCCCCAGCCCGCCGGAGCGAGACAAGCCGCAGCUGACGCAGGCAGAGCUCGACCACUACGCGCGCUCCUACCAGGACGCCGCCGACCACCAGUUCCCGCAGGUGGCGCAGCCGCAGGUGCAGGUGCAGCUGCAGCUGGCGGUGAGCGAGAAGGCGCUGACGCAGCGCGACCUGGAGGAGUAUGCCCGCGCCUACGGCGACGCGCAGGCCGCCGGGGCCGGCGCCGGCUACGCCCAGUCGGAGGGCUACCACAGCUACGUCUCCAGCAGCGACUCCUCCACCAACACGCCCUUCCUCGACAGGCUGCGACGAGACAGCGCAGCACAUCCACAAGCGGCCCCCUGGGACGAACCUCCAGAGCGGGACAGCGGGAGUAGCGCUGGGGGUGGGAGUGGAUCCCGCAGCGGGCGCUGUGACAGUGUGGUGACCACCAGCUCUGGCAGUGCGUCCAGCAGUGAGACACUCAAGUGGCACGGCUCACUGAGCGACGUGAGCGUGGCGAGCAGUGCAGUCGCAUCCUCCUCGGCACCACCGCCCCCGCAGCCACCUGCGGGCCCGGGUCGGCACCGGCAGCUCAUCGUCGCCCACAGUGCGCGCGUCCAGACACCGCAGCGCCAUCACUCUGAGUCUGUGCUCUACCUAGGCAACGGCAAUGCCGACAGCCACAAGCUGCGCCUCUUCCCCGUCAGCACGUACACUGUGCAGCCGGGUGAUCAGCAGACGCCACCGCCGGGCUCUCCCCAGCAGCCACCGUCUCCGCCCCACAGGUCAGCCUCCUUGUCAUCUCCGACCCAGGCUUCACUAUCUGUGGCAGAGCGAAUCAGUGAGCUGGAACGCCAGCAGCAACAACAACUGCAGCAGCAGACAAAGUACACUUACCUGGACCCAGAGAAACGCCACCGGGUGUCGGACCCCACACUUAAGGCCAUCCAGAAGAAAGCUCUGCUGUCUUUCUACGAGCGGCACCACGCCCAGCCAGCAGCAGCAGCACGAAGCCAAGCGUGGCGUUCUGAACCACAGCUGGCUCUUGUUCCACCUUCAGCUCAGCAGUUGCCACCUACACCCUCUGGCCCGCACUCACCACCACCCCCGCAGCCACCUCCAAGACCUCGAACUGCGAGCAUGCAGUCUUCUCGAAGGGCUUCAUCUGCUUCCGACUAUGCAGGUGGAUCCUGGAGAGAGAUGGCAGCUACCAGAGAAAUAAUCAUAAAUGAAGCUGGCAACUUGAAAGAUGGGCCAAGGCAUCAACACAGUUCCAGUUGUGGUUCGCUAUCAACUGACCUUCUAGGACCACUAAUAAUGGGCCCAUCAAUUUCUGUCGAUGAUUGGGUGCCUGAACGACCACCAAAGAAACCACAUUUGCGUUCUGCAUUUCCUCGUCCCGUUCAAGACCGUCUGCCGAGUCCAGAUUUGCCUCCACCAUCUCCUCCCCCAAUGGUAGAAGAUGAAGUUUUUGCCUGUGAUGAUCCCUUACCACCGCCACCAGCUGACCUUCCUCCUGUGGAGGGAAGUCCAUUACCAUCAUCUUCCAGGCCACAAGACCAAGCUCCAGGAGACAGUGUUUCUGAGUACCAUGAACCCAGUGCUGAAAAUGAACAAGUGAGGAUUCCUGAAAGACCUAGCAAGGCCCAAAUUUCCAGCAGUGGUAAGAUGUGCAAUGACAAGCAAGUAGAAGGUGGACAUGUUCAUUUAACCUGCAGCUCUUCUUGUCAGAGGCAUCAUACGGACAACAGUUCAGCUCAUGUCAUUUCGGCAGAAGCAUAUAAUAGCUCAGAGCAUUUGAAACAAGGUGAUGGUGCUGUAAAUAAUAGGAAUUGUACAUCAUUUGCUGUUUCACAGAAACACUCUGAAAAUAACACUGGUAAUCAUACUUAUUUACAAAAUGGACACUCAUCAGAAAAAUAUCAUGGCCAUUUUUCCCAACGACUGUCUGAUAAUUACAAUUUCAGGUCACGGUUUCAUGACAGUUACAGGUCUCAGAGGUAUUCUGAACAUCCACAGAGACAACAGGGAAGUACAUCUUCAUUACCACGGUAUGCAGAGAGCCACUGGGCAUCUCAGAGACAUAGUGAAACAAAUCUUCCACAGAAAUGCUCUGAUAUGAGUCCCACAAGCCACAGAAAUAUUGAAAAUGAUUUCCAGAACUACAGAAAUUCUGACAUAAUUCAUAGGUAUUCUGAAAUGGGUUACAUUCCACACAGGUAUAAUGGUGACGGUAAUACAACACUUCCCAGAAAUCACGAAUAUCGGUAUUUCUCUUCAAAAAAUCCAGGAACGGCAAUGCAGGACAACAUGUACUCAGAAAGUCAUGUGCAGAGACCUUUACACAACAGGUACACUUCACAGAGAUCUAAUGACAGGUGCCACAAACAUGGUACACUGCCUAACCACGAAUUCCCUGCAUCGAGUGAACACACUGUGCAUAAAGCGGCAGAAAUAUGUGAUAGAAUUUCAGCUGAAAAUACAAUGAUCAACCAUAAGGUUGAUAAUAGUGCCAAUGUAAAUACUGAAUGCAACUGUUCAGUACAGAAACUAAACGACUGUGCAGUGAAUCAAAGAAAAGUAGUUAACCUGAACAGUUCACAUGAAAAGCCAGAUGACAGUGGCCUUCUGAAAAUCAAUAGCAGGCUUUCUCCGAGAAAACUGGACCAAGAAACAGUUCAUCAUAAACACCUAAGGAGUAGUAGCACAGGAAAUAAGUCUGUUGAAGGUGAUAGUUUAUUGCAGAAAGUAUCCAAUAGCAGGCUAUUGAAAUCUUCUGAAAAUCUAAGUUCACAACAGAAAACCUCUCAUUCUUCUUUGAGCCUGCACAGCAGUGGUGGAGACACAGUUUGUCCCAUUUCCCGAAUGCAGGAAAAUAACAUGGUUCAUCAGCAUCAGUCUGAUACAAACAAGCAAAUGCAGGGACAUUUCGAAAGAGAAUACCAUGAACAUAAUAACCCAAGAAAUGCAGAGACCAAGCAUCUUACUAGUUCCAGAAGUUUUGACAAUGGAUUUCAGCAGAGGCACAGACAAGAUGUGACUAACAUGCCACAAAAGUCUUUUGACAGUAGUGAUUUAACCCAGAGGUUUAGUGAAGGUAGUACACAACACCAUAAAUAUCCUACCACAAAGAAUGUUGUUCCUUUUAGCCAGCACAGCUCUACAAGCAGUACUCCCAUUUACAGAAACAGUAGCCGAAUGUACACAAGACCUCAGCCAUUAAAACCAUUUGAAAUAACCUGUCAGAGUGAACUGGAAAGGACUUCAAGUUCCAGUGGUCAAAUUACGAAUACUGAUGGGCGGUCGUCUGCUAGGUGCUCCACACAGAAGCUAGUAGUGAAUGGAAAGCUAGCAGCUCCUCUUCACAGUGACAGGCUGGAGUCCGAAAGAAUUAGUGGAACUGUUUCAAUGCCAGCAAAGGCUCGACUUCAGCGAUUGCCCCUAACAUUGCCAGUGGGAAACAGCCAAGAAUCAGCUUCUACUCAAUCAACUGCCAGCCAUGGAACCCAAGAAAGGGAAGCCCUGUCACCAUCCUCACCCAAGCCAGCUGGAAAUGGCAGAUUCUCACCACCACACCAGACGAGCACGUCCAAGGCGUCGUACCUGGCGUACCGGCGGGAGCGCGCCGAGCGAUGCCUGCCCGCGCUCGAGGGCAGCUACAAGCGGACCAUGUCGCCCCCGGGCGCCGAGGACGGCCUGCACCCGGGCCACGCUCCGCCGCCACCGCCGCCCGCCGCUGCGGAGGAGCGACUCGCCUCUCCAGAAUGCGAACGACUUGCUGUGCCGGAACGAGCAGCAGUAGAGGAGAAUGAACAGAGAGAAGACAGACAAGAAGCAGCCUUGCCAUCACCUCUUAACCACGGGAAGUCAUCUUCGGUGCCCAGUUCCGUUCCUCCGACAGUGACUGACGAUGGCACGCCUCUGGACACGGGACCACCUCCUGACAGUUUAGAGUUAAAGAACUUGUACGGUAGUAGGGAGUUCAGGGCAGAGGACGAAGAGGACUGUAAGUCACAUAUAGACAGUGAGCAGUCGUACAGGCUAGGAGAGGAAAUAGAGCGGAGUGAACAAGGGUCGGAGGCCCGUUGGGAAGACAGUGCCACUGAGAGUACGCGUGGUGAGACAGAGAGCCAGCACAGCCAGCAGAGUGUGGGGCCUGUGGUUACGGAGCAGCUGCAGCUGGUGCAGCGUUCAGAGGUCGUCUUGCGUGUCAAUGCAGCCACCAGCGAUGCUGCCUCGCAAACUGAGCUGGACGAACCUCCAUCCCCAGUCCGGACACAGUCGCAGUCGCAUCUGGAAACCUCACCACAGCAGCAGCAGCAGCAGCAGCAGCAGCAGGAACCACAGCAGCAACAGGCACCACAGCAGGGGUGGCCACCUGCACGAAGGAAGCUGCAGGAGGAGAUAGACUGUGAGGAGCUCUCACUUGAUCUCGCCAGCAAAUUGCCACCCACUGACAAGUUGCAGGGCAUUCUUGUUCCAGACCCUGAUCAUAAAAAGCCUACUGAUUAUGUCAGUGAUCUUUUCCGUAUUGAUGUCACAUUACGGCCUAGAGGACCUCUGAGAUCUCAUUCUUCCCAAAGCAACAGCAGUUGUAGCAGUACCACUGGCGCAAGCAGUUGUGCUAGCAAUGCAUCCCCUCCACCAUCACCAAGCACAAAUCAGCAGUCUGAAGCAAACAGCAGGGACAGCAACAGCAAUCCAGUGAGCCCAUUACCAGCCACCUCCGCAUAUUUCACCACAUCCGAAUCAAAGGCAAAGUUCCUUACACAGUAUGGACGAGACAUGAGUCAAUUAAAUGGCCUGAAUGACAACAAGGAACUCCAUCAAAAGAAGGAGGAGCUGAUGCUUCGGCUAGAUCGGAAACUUGAGGUCCUGAGAGGUGAACAUUUGGUGGUAAGGGAAGAAUCGCGAGUGAACGAUGAACUUGGCGAAAGUGUGGCUGCACAAGUGAGCCGGCUGGCCCGGCCACAUGAGGCUGCCAAGUACAGACUGCAUGUAGAAGAAGUUGGGAAGAUCACCAGUCUCCUCCUCGCACUCUCAGGUCGCCUGGCCCGUGCAGAAAAUGCACUUAUGGGUCUACCCGACAACCAUGCCGACAGGAAAAUUCUAGAAAGCAAGAGGGAUAAAUUAAUUGAACAACUUGAAGAAGCAAAGAAAUUAAAGGAAAGCAUCGAUCGAAGAAGUGUUAGUGUAGCAAACAUACUGAACAAGUACUUUAAUCCUGAAGAGUAUGCUGACUACGAUCACUUCAUCAACAUGAAAGCCAAAUUGAUCAUGGAUUCAAAGGAGAUAGCUGACAAAAUAAAGUUAGGUGAAGAACAGCUAGCUGCUCUACGGGAAACACUUUCGACACCUGAGUGAAAUGUGGGUGCUGCUAAACAUGGAUGAACAUUAUUUUAACUAAUUUGCUACCAGGAAAAGUAAACUGGUAGUGGAUGCCCUAGUCUUUUUGAAUUCCUGUGCUUUUUUAUUUUCUAGUGUAUGCUGUAAUAUAUAGGCUUUGCUUAAAUUUAUAAAAUCACUUUAUAAUUCUGCCCAAAGGAUUGUUAAAUCUUAUGGUGAUGCCAAGGUGCUUAAAAUGUAGACUAAAGUUACAGGGGUCAAAUAAGAAAAGGAAUGUGAAAAUCACAUUGCACUAUGUCUUUCAUGACUUCUGUAAAACAUUUGGAUACAAAGAUGGAGUUCGACAAUGUUGCAGAUAUAACUUGAACUCCACCUUUGGCAAAAAUGAAUUGAGUGUAUAUGUUGUUAAGUAACUUUCAUAAUAGGAGCAAGUAUGAACACUGGAGUUAGGUAAGGCAAAAAUACUCUCCUACUGUGUCGUCAGAACUACAUCGAUACAGUGUGGAGCUGUGUACUUAAUUAUCAUGUAACCUCUUGGCAUUUGGGAAACUAAUGUUGUAGAUCUCUGUAGCAACCAGGUCAUCAAAUCGGUGUUAGCAGUGAAACUAUAUGACACAGGGAGUCUGCGAGAAUCAAAUCCGCCAAAUGUCAAAGAUGGUUGCUGGCUUGCUUUCAGCAUAAGUGAUAUUUCUCAAUGUAAGAAUACGGACAAGUUCAUAAGAAGUUUAAAAUAACCUUCCUGAAGAUUAAAAGAAAGUCAGACUUAUACUCUACAAUCAGUGUACAUACAGAGCCUUGUAACAAAACAAAGCUUGUAGAUGUAAGAUGACUGUAAACAGCUGAUAAUGGCUCUCUUAAAGAUUAGAAAAAAAAAAGAACCAAAUGUCUUGCCUGAAAGAUUUUUGAAGUCUUAUUGGUUCUGAAUGAUUUUGUGAUACACUAUAUACUUAAGAGUUUCUUACACAGCAUGAAGUAUCUUUUGAUGACUUGUCACCAGCCUGUUCUGUGCAGUAGAGCACAGAAUGAAUAAUCUGAUACUUCAGCUUUUGUAGAUAGACACAAUAUGGACUCUUUAGUUACGUGAAAUAAACCAUAAAUGCUGCUAGAAAUGUGAAGUUUAUGCUGUGUAAAGAACUGUUUUCUUUCCUGUUGUAAUUCUUAGCUGGAAAAGAAUUCCUUAUGUGUGAGGAGUGCCUUAGUCUUAAAUAAAAAAAAAGCUGCUGAACUCUCCCAUGCUGUGAUGAAAUAUAUUUACAUCCAGUUUUAUAGAUGUGCAUCAGAUGAGUUUGGCGGUGAACAUGCCAUACACAUAACAUAUGAAAGCUGUAAAAAAGAUUGUGUCUGUGUAUGAAAGUGUGACUGAAUGUGAUGUAAGACUGAAAUUGUUUUAGAAUCACUUGAAGAUGAGACAGAAGACUCAUCCUGUAAUAAAGAAAUUCUACAUAAAAUAUAAUCUUUCUGAAAGAA
Molecule: messenger RNA, 8124 nt
Organism: Schistocerca cancellata (South American locust)
Lineage: Eukaryota; Metazoa; Arthropoda; Insecta; Orthoptera; Acrididae
Exons: 18
Coding region: 1-6675 (2224 amino acids)
Biological process (GO): protein phosphorylation; actin filament organization
Cellular component (GO): apical plasma membrane; adherens junction; apical junction complex
Molecular function (GO): actin filament binding; protein kinase activity; ATP binding
Source: RefSeq, a predicted model, not a curated record